GUGCAACAACGCCGGCUGAUGGCUAAGGUACGGUCAGCUAAGCUAGCACAGAGAGAGAGAGAGAGAGAGAGUUAUCUUCUUUGUUGAUGCAAGAUUUAAUUUCCUCCUGAAUUCAUUCGUAACAUGCAUUUCCACUGGUUUGAUUUCUCGUGUCGCCGGCGACCGGCCGCCGCGACGGAACGUAUGCGCAGGGGACGAAGCCGGAGGGCGGUGACGGCGGCGCUCCCAAGGCGCCCGGGAAGGCCGGCGGCGACGUGCCGCCGGCGGCGGCGGCCGGGGAGGAGGUGGUGAUCAGCGCGCCGGUGCACUGCGUCGGCUGCGCCCGGAAGCUGCGCCGCUCCCUGCAGCGCCUCGACGGGGUUGGAGAGGUGAUCGUGGAUAGCACGACCGACAGGGUGGUGGUGCGAGGGCCCAAGGCGGCGGAGAACGCGGCGGGGGCUGUGAGGGUCGUGGAGCGGAGGACCGGGAGGAAGGCCGUGCUGCUGAGCCCGGCGCCGGACAAGCUGCCGCCGCCGGCGCCGGUGCCGGCGAAGGGUGAAAAGACCAAGAAGAAAGACGGUGGUGGGAACAAUAAGGACGCGACCAACGAUCUGCCGGAAAUUGACACGAAAAUGGUGGUGGUGCUGAGGAUCAACCUGCACUGCGACGCCUGCUGCGAGGAGAUCAAGCGGAGGGUACUUGGAAUCAAAGGCGUUGAGGACGCGGUACCGCACCUGAAGUCCUCGCAGAUGAUGGUGAAGGGGGCGGUGGAGCCGGCGGCGCUGGUCGGCCUCAUCCACAGCCGCACGGGGAGGAAAGCCGCCAUCUUCAGGGCGGAGCCGCUGGAGCCGCCGCCGGUGGCAGGUGAGGAGAGCAAGAAACACGAACCCGCCGCUAAGAACACGGGAGAGAAGAAGGAUGGGGAAGAGAAGGGGAACAAGGAGGAGGAGAAGAGAGGAGGAGGAGCAGAGGAGGAGGACAAGAACCCCAGAGCAGAGAAACCAAGCGGGGGUGGCGGCGGCGCCGAGGAGCAGGAAGGAAGCCACGGCAGAGCAGCGGAGGAGGACGCCGGCGGCGGCGACGGGGUCGUGCUGGAGAGCCGCAAGAAGGACGACCGCCUGUUCACCGUCCCGCUCCCGGCCGGCGUCGUCACGGUGGCGCCGGAGGUGGCGCUCGACAACGCCGCCCCGUACUGCUACUCCUACUCCUACUCCUACCCGCCCUGCUAUCCUUACGCGCACCCGUGCUACUCCUACCAGUACCAGUAUCAUCCGCGGCCGUACUACCCGCCGCCGCCGCCGUACGCGUACGCCGGCGGGCGUGACGUGUACGGGUGCCCACGCUAUCCGGCGGAGGCGUUCACCGAGGAGAACCCAAACACAUGCGCCAUCGUGUGAUGAUGGGGUAAAUAAACGGGGAAAGAAUUAAAGAAGCUCGUGCUUGUGUGUAUUGGAUCAGAUAAUUGAUCAAUAUAUAGAAACUGUAUAAUAAAUUACCUGUCUCCUAACUCA
Molecule: messenger RNA, 1490 nt
Organism: Panicum virgatum (switchgrass)
Lineage: Eukaryota; Viridiplantae; Streptophyta; Magnoliopsida; Poales; Poaceae
Product: heavy metal-associated isoprenylated plant protein 7-like
Exons: 4
Coding region: 612-1376 (254 amino acids)
Molecular function (GO): metal ion binding
Source: RefSeq, a predicted model, not a curated record